Cydia fagiglandana is the source of this 722-nucleotide messenger RNA. RefSeq names its product immediate early response 3-interacting protein 1. The record is from RefSeq and is a predicted model, not a curated record. The coding region runs from base 103 to 348 and encodes 81 amino acids. Gene Ontology annotation, cellular component: Golgi membrane; COPII-coated ER to Golgi transport vesicle; endoplasmic reticulum membrane. Gene Ontology annotation, biological process: endoplasmic reticulum to Golgi vesicle-mediated transport. Lineage: Eukaryota; Metazoa; Arthropoda; Insecta; Lepidoptera; Tortricidae. The transcript has 3 exons.
AUUUGUCAGUUUUACGUCAAAUCAAACAAAUUACAAAACACUCAAAACAAAUCAUUGCGAUUUUAAUUUAUCUCUGAAUUAGGUUUUCAGUAUUUUCUCAAAAUGCUUACUUUAUGGAAUUUGUUUGAAGCCACAUUACUUUGUCUUAAUGCAGUCUGCGUACUUCACGAAGAAAGAUUUAUGCAAAAAAUGGGAUGGGGAGCUCAAAGUCAGAGCCAAGGAUUUGAAGAUCAGUCAACAGUGAAAUACCAGAUCUUGAACUUAGUUAGGUCCAUAAGAACAGUGACAAGAAUUCCGCUGAUUCUACUAAACAUACUCACAAUCAUAUUCAAGUUACUAUUGGGAUAAUAGAGUUAAAAAUCAAGCAAGAUUUAUAACAAAAACCCACAAAAAAAACUGCUGCUUUGGCAGCAUGCCAGUGUUUAUUAUUUAUUGGUGUUGAAUAAGACAAACUAUGCCUUGCAAUAAGCACACCUCCCAUAGGUGGAAAGUUCAAGAACAUGAUCAUACUGAAGUUGAAUAGCUGAUAUCAGAAUAAUCUGCAGUUAUAUGAUCUUAAUUUUUUUUAUUUAUUAUGAAUGGGCUUAAUCAUGGCCACAGACUAGCCGAGGCGUAGGCGUAGAAAUUAAACAAAAUCAACAAUAACCACUAGCAUGGUACCUUGUAUGGAGUAAAAGUGAAGUGUCUGUAAUCAUAAGAACAAAAUAUCUUACCUAAUCUAA